Messenger RNA from Rotaria sordida, 509 nucleotides. NCBI's taxonomy places the organism in Eukaryota, Metazoa, Rotifera, Eurotatoria, Philodinida, Philodinidae. The record is from the annotation of a GenBank genome assembly.
AUGUCUUCCAUUAAUUUCAUUCCAAAAACAACAACCUUAGCCAAUUUUCUUCCAAAUAUUAACAUUCCACCUCUUCGUCCAUAUUAUUUAACAGCUAAUAUUCCACCACCAAAAAUUCAACAAAAUUAUCAAAAUUUAACUCGGCAAAUUCCACGAAAACCAUCUUUAUACGGGGCAGGUCAACGUAAGUACAAUUUUCAUAAAAAAUUUCAAAUAGGUACAACAACAACAUUUAAUGGCUACACCAAUGUUUCGGGUCGUCCACCAACACCACCACCACGUCGUCGUCAUCUUUCACCAUUUCAACCAUUAGCACCACCACGAAAUCAUCAUAAUUUUCAUCAUCAUCCUCAUCCACAUCAAUAUAAUCAUCAUCAUCAUCAUCAUUAUCAAAAUAAUACUAAUAAUUUACCAACAUUAAUGUCUCUUAAUCCAUUUCAUCAUCCACCACGUCAUCAUACACGGUCAUUCCACCAGGCUCAGCAUUUUCAUCCAAAUCAACAUCAUCC